Molecule: messenger RNA, 1135 nt
Organism: Aspergillus sclerotioniger CBS 115572
Lineage: Eukaryota; Fungi; Ascomycota; Eurotiomycetes; Eurotiales; Aspergillaceae
Exons: 4
Coding region: 483-1076 (197 amino acids)
Source: RefSeq, a predicted model, not a curated record
UGGACGUACCUAGAGUCUAAUCUCGCCAGUGGCCAAUGUCCAGGAACUCAUAUCGGCCAAGCCGAGAGUCUGUUUAUACUUCUUUGUUGGCGCUUGUCAAACCUCAGAUGUCGAAUUAGGUCCCGACGACUUGUUCAGAUGAUGAUGAUGACGAUGAAUGACGGAGACUGUCAAGGCAGAACUUAUUCCAGUCGCAAUCGGCCUUGUGAUUCAUCCUCCGACGGCUGAAGGUAAGUCCCUGGGAGAUAUAGUAUCUAUUCCAUGUCGUCAUAGUCGUCCAGUGCGUUGGCUAGACGUAGACUGACGUAGUGGCAUCGAGUCCGGAAUUCACCGUGUUGAUAUUCCCCUGCCCACUCGGAUCAGAUAAGCUGCUACCCUUUGCUACCGCCCGGAGGUUAUAGGGGUGAUACGGAUGCAACUGCAUCCAGCCUUCACUGAAGAAACCGGGCAAUCGCUGGAAAUAAGUCAGCUUGUCAGGAGAGAUGGGAGCACUUCCGAGGGACCAAGGUGAUAUACGACGUGGAAUAUGCCCCGAGCGGUGCAACCAGGCGAGUAGCACAGCCUGGUCUAGCCAUGUAAAAAAGCAGCGACUCGACGGACCAGCACCACAUCCUGCUCCAUCUCGGGCUACACAGCCAUCACACUCGAUAGCUCACGAGUUCCCUUUGCACGAAACUCAGUCUUGCCAUCUCGCAUUGAAAAAGGCCAACGAUCCCCCCCAACCGACUCGAGGAUUCUCGUUAUCUGCAUCCUCUUCUUCCCCAAUCUUUUUGUCCCAAAACAGCUCCGCCAUGUCUCUCACUCGCUACACUGCGCCCAUCCCCGAGGGUGCGAAGGUGGUCGAGACGCGCGAGCAGCUCAACCAAGCAGCCAGGGAAAACCCCCAGACUGUCCUGUAUGAUCAGGAUGGUGGCUACAUGCUGAAAGACGAGGACGGAACCGUAAUUGCUGUCGCCGCAGACUCUCUGUGUCCCGAGUUGGACCAGGCCGUCGCCGAAGUCGAGGCCAAACAAGCAGAGAUGAAGCUGGCCGGCGCUACCGGAGACCAAGAUGCUUCAAUUCCGCCAUCUGCCUGACCUAUACCGAUUGCCACGUUUGUUUGCGACACAACCACUGCAUUUGAGCGGGGGUGGCU